Messenger RNA from Malania oleifera, 1310 nucleotides. RefSeq lists its product as uncharacterized. The record is from RefSeq and is a predicted model, not a curated record. The transcript has a single exon. Gene Ontology annotation, biological process: shoot system development; root development. Bases 213 to 1118 code for a protein of 301 amino acids. Lineage: Eukaryota; Viridiplantae; Streptophyta; Magnoliopsida; Santalales; Ximeniaceae.
GUGGGAAGACACUGCGUAAACAUCUCUGAGGUAGCCUCAAAUCUGAAUUGAAAUCAAAUUAAUUGCCUCUCAUUUAUAAGUGAAUUAGAUGAGAUUCCUCAUGAUGUUUUCUUUCCCCCAUCUUAGUAUAUAUAGUGAUCAUGUGAGUACUAGCUAGAAAGGCAAAUUGCUAGACUGAGUUGCACAUUCAAUUGCUAGCCAUCAGAAGAAAAAUGGCUGCCUCUCCUUUAAACUCCAAAAGCCAUUUCCAUGUCCGCUCUGUCAGUCUCCCUUCCAGAUCUCAUCCACUUAACCUUCACUUUGAGGAGCAUUUGUCCAGAUUGAGAGCCUAUGAUGGCACUUCUUCAACAUUGUCCUCAAUUUGUUCUAAGAUAGGUGUUUUGACAGAUUUGUUCAACUGCAUCCAUGAUUUGCUUCUAUUGCCACACAUCCAAAAAAAAACUACAACCCAUGAUUGCCACAAGCAAUUUGUUGAUAAUGCGCUGAAUGGAUCUCUUAGGCUCUUGGAUGUGUGUGGCACUACCAAAGAUGCCUUGGUGCAAACAAAGGAAAGCACACAAGAACUUCAAUCUGUUCUACGGAGAAGGCGUGGCAGUGAACUUGUGCUGGAAAAUGAGAUUGGAGAGCACUUGGCCUCUGGGAAGAAGGUAAGGAAGUCCAUUCAGAUGUCCCUGAGGAAAUUAAAGGGAAUGGAGAAGAAAUGCGCUGUUUCUCCUUUGGACAAAGGCCAUGAUGUUGUGGCAUGGGUUUGCUUGUUUACAGAGUUGGAAGCUGUCACUUUCUCUGUGUUUGAAUCCCUCUUGUCCUAUAUUCCUGGGCAAAGGGUGAGAUCUAGGUCAAGUGGUUGGCCCUUGUUUUCCAAGAUGAUGCACCCAAAGCACACAGAGUGUGAGGAAGAAGCAUCAGAUAUUAGUGAAUUUGAGAAGGUGGAUUCUGAGCUGCGGACUCUGAUUGUUAGUUGCAGGAAGGGAAAAUCUAAGAACGUGCAUGUUGAGAAUGUUCAAAGAAGUUUGGGGAAGCUGGAGUCAAGCAUUCAAGAUCUUGAAGAAGGGAUUGACUGCUUGUCUAGACACUUGAUCAGAGCCAGAGUGGCACUUCUCAACAUCCUAAACUACUAGCUUGACGUAUGGGGAAUGGGUAGCAUCUUAGGCCUUUAAAAAUUUUGUUAAGUUUGGCUGUAUAUAUUGCUGUACAGAGUACAUGGAAGAGAACUACAAGUGUACUUCAUCUUUGAUUCUGAAUCAAUAUAACUUUAUCAACAAACAAAAAGUAUUCUAAUCACCUUGUUUCUAUUAUCCAUGCAUUUAGUC